AGUCUCGAAGCGGCAGCACACAGCUCGGAGAAUAAAUUUUCGGAAUAAAAAAAUACUUUGUACAAGUUUAAAAAAUAGCUCACCCAAACCCAUUUGACAAAAUCCAAAGCAUAAAGCAGUGAAUAGUGCCAUUUAUCAAAAUUUACCACAAAACAACAAGUUUUGGAAUUCCAUGCUGUUUCGCUACGCCCAUUCUCUUCGGACUUCGGACUUUGCAAUAAAUUGAAAGGAUCCCUUUUUCACAUCAGGGUUGCUUUGGAAAAUAUAACGGCAGUUUUCGGCAAUUCGUGCCAACAUAAAUAAAAUCAAAUCAAUUCGCGGCGAUCUGGCAUCUCUGUCUGCAGGGCUACUCCGAUAAACCGACGUUCAUUGCGCGCGAAAACAGUCAAUCGCUUCUCAAUCGCCGAGAUUUGUUAUUUUCGGCUGCUGUUGCUGUUUUAGUUGAGGGAUUGGCCACCGGAAACGCAGCCAUGGUGCUAACCUGCAAGCUGUGCCGCAGCAGCGAGCAGGACGAGCUGAUCUUCGGCACUGUGCACGUGGUUGGCAAGAUGAUGGUGCACCGCAACUGCUUGUACCUCAGCUCGAAUCUUAUCCAGCGCGGCGACAGGAACUUGGACAUCAUGAACUUCCGCAAGGAGGACAUCGAAGCGGAGGCCGAGCGCUGCCGUUCGCUUAAGUGCUGCUAUUGCCGCCGCUUGGGCGCCAAUAUUAUGUGCUGCAAAUCGGGAUGCCGUCGCACCUUCCAUACCAAGUGCGGCGCCGAUAAUCUGGCCCAGAACCAGUUCUGCGACACGUACAAGUCGUUCUGCCAUCAGCAUGUGCUGGUGCAUCGCCGCCGUCCGCUGUACAAGAAGGACGAGGAAUGUCUCAUAUGCGCGGAGGACCUGAUUGCCAAGGGCGAGCGCUUCAGCGUGGUGAGCUGCCUAUUCGCGCCGUGCUGCCGCAAUGGAUGGUUCCACCGCAGAUGCCUGCAGCGCUACGCCAACUCGUCCGGCUACUUCUUCAAGUGCCCGCUGUGCAACAACAUUGACGUGUUCCGCAGGGUUGUAUAUAUGGGCAUCGCCGUGCUGAACCAAGACGCCUCCUGGGAGACUGAGCCGGGCGCCUUUGCUGAGCAGUUCCGCCGCGAUCUCACUUGCACGGCCACGAUUUGCGAUGCGGUGUCUGGUCGCACCGACAUUGCCGCCAUGAUGGUGUAUUGCACCGCAUGUGGCGCCAAUCCGUCGCACUACUUUUGCACGCUGAAGACCUACGAUACCUACGUCUGCAAGGUUUGCUCAGCCGUCACCCCGGAGGCAGUGCCCAUUCCCGAAGUGGACUCGGAUGACGCCGACUCAAUUGACGAGAACAGCUCUCAUCAAGCCGUCGCCCACCGUUCAUGGCACGAAAAUGGUGAUGAGAUUCCAGAGAAGCUAUCACCCUCCUGUUGCCAAGAUUGCGGCUCCUCCGACGAUGAUGCCGUCUUUCAACGCGCGCUCGAUACCCAGUCGCAUGGUCGCGUGCAGACCCUCUCCGAUGAUCAACCAUCUACUUCUGCGGCUGCACGCGCUUUAGCCAGUCGUGAAACUCGCACAUUUGAAUCACAGGGAACGCAAACAACAACAGUGCUCUCACGUGCAAUGACCUCGUUCGCAGAGUCGUUUCGCCCUACUACUGCAACUGGGACAUCCACAUCUACAUCCACAUCUACAUCCACAUCGACAUUUGAUAACCAGGAAAACACUGCGCCGUCCACAUCGACUAGGCGUCGUAUCUUGCGUCCUAGAUACACCAUGCCAGUUAGAAUCGCCGAGUCGGAUAGCGAUGACAGCGAUGAACAUGAGUCAAAAAGGCACCAACCUUCGCCCACUUCCGCUGCACCGUCGAAUCGCAGGCGUCUAUUGGGCUCCAUCUCGCCGGAGGCGAGCACUUAUGCUUCACGUGCCUCACGUCGCCGCACUUUCGCCAACGCGCGUCCCACGUACGCCAACAUGGAUACAUCCUGUGUGGCCAAUAGGACCCGCAAUCGCUUGGCCGGCCACAUGGCCACCCGCAGGGAGUAGGAGAACAGAUGGCAUUACGAUUGAUCACACUCGCACAAAUCCAUGUACACAGCAAGAUCAAUAUGGAUUUACUCUGAGUGGGCAGGAUACCUAGAGGGACUAGGAGUUAUCCUGUUCCACUUCCACACUUCCACAUUCAAUUUACACAGUAUCAAUAUGAAUGUAUCCUGAGUUGCCAGGAUACCUGCAGGGACUAGGAGCACAGCAGACAUCACGACACAUAACACUCGCACAUUCCAUGUACACAUCAGUAUAUCGAUAUUGAUGUCUUCUGUGCGGCCAGUUUACCUGCAGGGACUAGGAGCACAGCAGACAUCACGACACAUAACACUCGCACAUUCCAUGUACACAUCAGUAUAUCGAUAUUGAUGUCUUCUGUGCGGCCAGUUUACCUGCAGGGACUAGGAGCACAGCAGACAUCACGACACAUAACACUCGCACAUUCCAUGUACACAUCAGUAUAUCGAUAUUGAUGUCUUCUGUGCGGCCAGUUUACCUGCAGGGACUAGGAGCACAGCAGACAUAACGACACAUAACACUCGCACAUUCCAUGUAAACAUCAGUAUAUCGAUAUUGAUGUCUUCUGUGCGGCCAGUUUACCUGCAGGGAUAAGAACGGAUGACACUACGACAGAUCACACUAGAGCACAGCGCAUGUACACAUCAGUAUCAAUAUGAAUGUAUCCUGAGUGGGCAGGAUACCUGCGCAAGGACUAGGAGAACAGAUGACACAAACAUAACACUCGCACAUUCCAUGAACCAUCGCAUCACAUCGACUAGGCUGUGGACCAAAUUCGUGCGUUUGGUUCGCACCUACUAUUCUCAUUGUAGCUUUAAUUUUCAGCCUUUUGUACAUACAGAAUCCCAUUAAAUUCCUGUUCUCCUAGCGGCAUUCGCUAAUAAGAUGCAUUUACUAAUUAUUUGUUUCGUAAGUAAGCUAAGUAAGUGCUCCUUUGCACAUGUAUAUAUAACUUGUUUAUAUGUUUUUACUUUAAGUAGUUGUACACAUUAUUUUCCCUCAUCUGACACUCUUUUUCAGCAACUCGCAGUGCCUAUACAGCAUUUCAAGUAUUCUAAGCAUUACAUUUGUGUGACUAGCGAUCUAAGAAUCCCUGACCAGUGUCUGAAAGCUUUCAUAAUACACCUGAGGACCACCGAG
Messenger RNA from Drosophila sechellia, 3200 nucleotides. RefSeq names its product PHD finger protein 7 (gene Phf7). The record is from RefSeq and is a predicted model, not a curated record. NCBI's taxonomy places the organism in Eukaryota, Metazoa, Arthropoda, Insecta, Diptera, Drosophilidae. Bases 471 to 2042 code for a protein of 523 amino acids. The transcript is spliced from 5 exons. Gene Ontology annotation, cellular component: nucleus.